CAAUAUUUUUUGAACUCCGUCACGCACCUCCGUCUUGCGAGCCGCCACUACCGCGACAAACGACAAUGUCAUUGUCAGACGAUACCUUGAGAAAGAUCCUGGUUCAAAUCCAGCAAACGGCUGUUCAAUCACAAAGAGCAUUGAGUCUAUCCCAGCAACAAACCCAAGCAAAGGAACGAGACAGGCGGAAGAUCCAAUUGACGAUAAAGGAGCUUGAGACCAUCGAAGGCGACGUGAAUACGUAUAAGGGUGUCGGGAAGAUGUUCAUGAUGGUCCCUCGCAAGGAAAUGGAGAACGAUUUGAAGGCUCAAGAGAAAGAGCUGAGUGAUGAUAUCAGCAGUCUUAAUAAAAAGUCAAAAUAUCUCGAGAAACAAUUCAACGAUGCGCAGGCUCAGUUGCGCGACAUCUUCCACCAUUCACCGAAGCAAUAGGAUGUCUCUAUCUUUCCGGUCUCUUUCUAGCAAUGUACCAUUACAAUACGACAUUUUACGUCCUCACUGAGAUUCCGCUGGAAACAGAUAUACCAGAGCAGUUGUAUUGGUCGACUCUACAGAUCUUAUAUAUCAUCUUCUGGACC
Molecule: messenger RNA, 577 nt
Organism: Desarmillaria tabescens
Lineage: Eukaryota; Fungi; Basidiomycota; Agaricomycetes; Agaricales; Physalacriaceae
Product: Prefoldin
Exons: 5
Coding region: 66-431 (121 amino acids)
Biological process (GO): protein folding
Cellular component (GO): prefoldin complex; cytoplasm
Molecular function (GO): protein folding chaperone
Source: RefSeq, a predicted model, not a curated record